Messenger RNA from Brachypodium distachyon (stiff brome), 1245 nucleotides. Its product is annotated as vegetative cell wall protein gp1. The coding region runs from base 156 to 983 and encodes 275 amino acids. Lineage: Eukaryota; Viridiplantae; Streptophyta; Magnoliopsida; Poales; Poaceae. The transcript is spliced from 4 exons. The record is from RefSeq and is a predicted model, not a curated record.
UGAACAGGAGAUUUGAACUAUUACGCGGAUGUUUAAUUUCGCUAUCUCUAGACAUGACCCUGAGCAAUAUAAAUUGACCACCGCGCCACCAAUCGUCUCCACAAAAUUCAUCCACGGCGCGCGCCACACGUCCUCCGAAGCUCCCGCGAAAAAAGAUGGCGUUCUCCAAGCUCCUGAUCGCUCUGUUCUUCGUCUUCGCCAUCGUGGCCACGACACUGCAGCCGUCUGAUGCCAGGCUCCAAGGAUUCGAGGACGAGGCCGAGCAAACCAAAGCCGCCACCACUGCCGAUGGAGGCUCCCAGGGACGUCCAUCGUUCCCCGGCCUGCCGCUGCCCCAGAUCCCUGGCUUCACGCUGCCAUUGCCACAGAUUCCUGGCUUCCCUAACUUUCCACCGUUAUUCCGCUUCCCUUUCCCGCCGUUGUUCGGGCCACGCCCCAGCGCGCCGGGCGCUCCGCCAUCUCGACCAUUGCCUAACUUGCCACACUUUCCACCAAUCGCUGGCUCGCCAGGCGCUCCGCCGUUUCACUUGCCCGGUCUGCCAACAACACCGGCGCCGCCGCCACCGGCUGAGUGCCUAACGCCGUUGACGGGUAUGGCGAUGUGCAUGGACUACCUCACCAACCUUACGGUGACGACGCCCCCGAGCGGGUGCUGCGACGGUCUCAAGUCCGUCAUUGCAAAGGCGCCGAUCUGCCUCUGCCACGGCAUGAACGGCGGCAUGAGUAAACUCGCCCCCAAGCCCAUCGAUCCGAUCCGUAUGCUUAUCCUUCCGGCAAGAUGCGGCACCAUGAUACCGAUUCAGACGUUUUUCUCGUGCGCAACUACACCCCUGCCCCCACUAAAGCCUCCUACCUCCCCAGCGGCCCCAACGCCUCCUACCUCCCCGGCGUCUCCUACUUCUCCUGUGUCACCGCCGUCAGCACCAGCUGUGCCACCAUUGACGCAUCCCAGCUCCCCAGCGCCGGCUAGCCCUCCCGUGUAACCAUAUUCAGAGUUAUCACCAUCGAAUAGAAGCAAUAGCGUCGUCGAUUGUUUCGUCAAGAUUAGCUGCAGAUUUAGCAUACGUCUUCUUUUGUUUUCUUUUUUUGAGAGGAUACGUCUUGUUAGUUUGAAGAUAGUAUCAGAGAUAUCCCUAGGAAUUGGAAGUCAUUGUAGCAGUGCCACUUAUAAUAUGCAAUUUGGUAAAAUUUCCAUUGCAUGAUGUAAUUAAUCGUCAAUGGGUUAUAAAUUAAGUCCCUUAAUGA